GUUGAUUAAAUUAUUUCGGUGCUGUUUGUCUUAAUCGGUUUUUGCUGAACGAGGAACAACUGCCUGCUAGUGAAGGUAACUUGAUUAUAUACUUCUUAGACUAUCUUACUAGGAUUAUUGAUUAUAAAUUGAUUACAUUUUCUCGUGUUAAACAAAAAAAAAGAAACGUGUUUGACGGAAACACGGAAGUCAACAUUAACAUUUUUUUCUGAAGUCAAGUUUAGGUUCUCUCAUGUAGAUGGAACACGGAAGCCUAUACAGGCGCAGCUUUGAAAUUAACGCGUAUAGAAAAUUUUGGCAACGUGGGAAAGACCGCUUAUUUAUUUGAACAGACGUCAAAGUCUCAAAGCAAUGUCAAGCUAAAUUGGUGAAAACUAUUUCGAAACUUGAUUGAAGUUGAAACGAUUUUCAGUUCGUAGUAACAAUUUUUAUCUUUUCAAGAUUGGGCAUCAUAGUUUUCUUUCUUUUGAAUAUCGUAGUUUUCAAUUUUUCCGUUACCUUUUUCGUAAGUAGGCCUACAUUUAUUUACAGUUUCUUUUUAUGAGUUUCGUCUUUUUAGUUUUAACGCAUUUUUAAUUGUCCCACUUAAUAAGGAACUUCCAUUUAGUUACGCUGUUCCUUCUGAAACGAAGCAACUUAUUAAUAUAAUUGAAAAUUAGUUCUUGCUGAGUACAUUUGUGCAUUUGAAUUUUAAAAGAUUUUUUUGUAACCUAUUUUACAAAAUUUUUAAAGAUGUCAUUCACAUUUGGUAUAAAACCUGUCCUGUCAUCACAUAUCUUUUAGUAAUAUUUUCUAAUUAUUAUUUUUGUUCACAUUAUGAUUAUGGUUUUAUGCCUGGAGCUGAAUUGCCAUGUAGACGGACGCCCAAUCUCUAUUUUAAUGAAUUUAGUAAACCGAGUGCAAACUAUUCGUACUGCGAACGUACCUGCAGAAUCAGGUUUUCUGACAAAGAGGAUUGAUGACCUUUCGUCUCCAUGUCUGGCCAAAGGCUUAUAUUUUUAAAUGACAGUGAUGCUUCAAGGCACUUCUUGACUCGGUAGCAAAGCAGUCAGACUAGCCAGUCUACCGUUGCUUGGAGCCAAAGCAAAACCCCCUUUAAAAUUCUCCUACUCGCCAACGCAUCGAUUUCUCGUUGAUUUCUGUUUCUUGUAUGAUGCCAUUUAAAAAGGGGCUAUGCCUGCUUGCAGCAGUUUUGUUUAUCGUGAAGGGAGAAGGAAAAGUUCUGCCCGAUAUUCGACUUCCAAAAUCAAUUGUGCCAGAACAUUAUUUCGUCGGAAUAGUCCCUGACAUUCAUCAAAAUAACAAUGCCAUUGAGGGUUUUGUUCACUUGGAUUUUUUCGUUCAAACACCUACUGAUCGCAUAGUCAUGCACGCCGUAAAUUUGACAUUGAACGAGGAUAGUGUCUCAGUUAAUCUCCUUCCAUCUAAAAAUAUGGAAAUGAUGCGGGAAAAUGAUGUCAGUAAAACCAGUUCAAGCGGACUAAGUGAAAAGUUAAAAAUGUUGAAAGUCCUCCGUCCGAUCUCUUAUGAUGCCGACAAAGAAUUUGCUAUAAUCCACUUAGGAUCAAAGUUGGAGGAAAACCAACGAUAUCGCGUCAGUUUCAACUAUUCUGGAAUGUUGGCGAGAAAUUUGAAAGGCUUUUACGGUUCCGAAUAUUUGGAUAAGAAAAGCGAAACGAAAAGAUGGUUGGGUGUCACGCAAUUUGAGCCCACUUCAGCUCGGCUUGCCUUUCCCUGCCUUGACGAACCAGCCAUGAAAGCCACUUUCACCAUUUCCAUCGGACGCAGAUCCAACUACACCUCGCUAUCUAACAUGCCACUCGUCAAAACCGAACCCAUGCCCAACAAAGAAGGAUGGUUCUGGGAUUUGUAUGAAAAAUCCGUGCCCAUGUCGACUUACCUCGUUGCGUGCUUGGUAUCAGAAUUCGCUUUUCGUACGGCGAGGCCAGUCAUUCGUCAGGUUGAUGGUAAUGAUCAAUCUAUGCAUAAUGUAACGGAAGUACGCAUAUGGGCACGAUCCGAAGCGAUAGAACAGGCGGAUAGGGCUGUACAAGUGACAUCGGACAUGCUUGAAUUUUUGGAACAAUAUUUUCAAGUUCCGUUCCCACUUCCAAAAGUGGAUCUCGUGGGAUUGCCAGAUUUUUCUUCCGGGGCUAUGGAAAACUGGGGCCUCAUCACCUACAGGGAAACUACUCUUCUAGUGAAUCCAAAAUCAGCAGCCGUCCGCGAUGAAAUGAACGUCGAACGUGUUAUCGCUCACGAAUUAGCUCACCAAUGGUUUGGAAACCUUGUUACAAUGGCUUGGUGGAACGAUUUAUGGCUUAACGAGGGUUUCGCCACUUACGUUCAGCGCUUGGUACUCGAUAACGUUUCGCCAAAGUACCAAUACGGUAGCUUGCAGGCUUUGGAUUUCCUAUCUGUGAUGGAUGCGGACGGACUGGAAUCUUCUCAUGCUAUUUCAGUAGACGUUGCCCACCCAACGCAAAUUACUGAAAUCUUUGAUGCCAUUUCUUACACUAAAGGUGCUGCGAUUAUCCGGAUGAUGAAUGACUUUCUUGGGGAGGCAACGUUUCGCGAAGGAGUAAAGAACUACCUCAACGAAAAAAAAUAUCAAAACGCUCGGCAAGACGAACUUUGGCAAUUCUUAAGUGAACAAGCACAUCGGGACUCUGUUCUUCCGCUCAGUCUUGACAUUAAGACUAUUAUGGAUACAUGGACGUUACAAAUGGGUUUCCCGCUUGUAACCGUCCAGCGAAAUUACACUGAUGGUAACGCUUACAUCCAACAAAAACGUUUUCUUCGUGGAGUUAAGCCAGCUAUUGCGAAAGAAAAUAAAUCAUCGUCUUUAACGAAUUUCGUCGAAGAAAAAAAUUCUCGUCUACCCAACUAUCGUUGGUGGGUACCAGUUUCCUUUACGGAUUCAGUCGCUCAGAACUUCAGCCAAAGUAACACUCGGCCAGCUAUUUGGCUAACUCCAAAUGAACUCUCUGCAACCAAGUUCAUUGGCAAAAAUGAAGAUUCUUGGGUUAUAGCCAACAUUCUGGCCACCGGUUACUACCGAGUUAAUUAUGACGAGAGAAACUGGAAACUACUUGGCCUGCAGCUAAAAACUGAUCACCAAGUUAUCCAUCCCAUUAACCGAGCCUAUCUCAUCGAUGAUUCAUUUGCUUUGGCUGCUGCCGAAAUUUUACCUUACACCACGGCUUUUAGCCUCAUUGAAUAUCUUCCUGAUGAAAAUCACCAUGUUCCUUGGUCUAGCGCGCUGAGGGCUUUAAAUUAUAUCGGUCGGAUGUUUUCUUACACGAAAGAUCAUGGAAGAUAUAAGGACUUUAUGCGCUCACUAGUGGUCCCGGUAUACACCCGCUUAGGAACCGAAUUUCGGUCGGACGACAGUCCGCUCACCAAACUGUUUCGCAUUUCUAUGAUUACGCAAGCUUGUAGUCAAGAAUUUAGGCCAUGCAUUAGAAAUGCUCAACUUCUUUUUGACGAGUGGAUGGAUAGCCCAGAUCCCAUACAUACCAACAAAAUUAUCCCUGACCUUCGCUCUUCCACCUACUGUACGGCCAUCAAGUACGGUGGCCAGCUGGAAUGGGACUUUGCUUGGGCAAUGAGUUUCAACAUGACCUCUGCCCAGGAUCGUGACGUGAUAUUGUCGGCGCUGGGUUGCAGUCGCGAUCCUUGGAUUCUUAUUCGUUAUUUGUCUUUUGUACUCGAUCCAAAAUCUGGAAUUCGUAAGCAAGACGGACGACGUGUGAUCAGCGCAGUGGCAAGUAAUCCUGGUGGACGAAGAAUUGCCUUCCAGUUUAUGUUAAAACAUUUCGAAGAAAUGUUCUCAUAUUUUGGGAAUCCAGUCCGUGUCCUCCAGAUGCUUAGUAGCACAACUAGUAGUCUUAACACACAGGAAGAGCUCGUCAAGAUACAAAAUUUGAUGGAGUCCAAUGCCAUGUUGCUCAAGAAGGCACAGACGUCUGCCAACAACAUCCAAUCCGUCGUAACCGCCAAUAUUAAGUGGAUGGAUGAUAACUUUGAAAGCUUGAAUCAAUGGUUUACAAGUAAAGGCUUCUGAUGAAAAAAAAUUUCCUUAACUAUGAUUUUUCAAAUUUUUGCAAAAUGUUUCAAACAAAUCUGUGCUGAUUCAGAGACCCUUAACUGCAUUUUAUUCAAUUGAAAAAAUAUUUUCUAAUUUUAUUUUUAAGAUAAGUUUAGGGAUAAAUUUAUCUUGCCAAGGAUUACGUAAAACGGUAUCUCUCUGUUCGAGAUUCCUUGACAACGACAAAGUGAAUAACCUGUUGAUGCAAACAUGUAACUUUAGGACCUUAUACGUAAGAUACCUGUUCGGGUCCAAAAGUUUUUAAAGUUCCCCUUUUUAGUUAUUUUUAAGACAAAGGCAACUUCAUGUGCAUGAACUUGAUAAAACUUCAUGUGAAUUCUUAACUUAAUAAAAUUGAAAUUGUUUCAGUUGAA
Molecule: messenger RNA, 4464 nt
Organism: Daphnia pulex (common water flea)
Lineage: Eukaryota; Metazoa; Arthropoda; Branchiopoda; Diplostraca; Daphniidae
Product: aminopeptidase N-like
Exons: 18
Coding region: 1151-4066 (971 amino acids)
Biological process (GO): proteolysis; peptide catabolic process
Cellular component (GO): cytoplasm
Molecular function (GO): peptide binding; zinc ion binding; metalloaminopeptidase activity
Source: RefSeq, a predicted model, not a curated record